CCAUAAGUCUUCCAGCGGUAUCACAGAAAGCUGGCACGGCGCUUUGCCCUCCUGUGAAAGCCAAGGUUUGCUAGGAGAAAUAGAAGGGAAGUUUACUGUCAUCUGGGCCUAGGAAGAAUGCUUGGACCCGUAAGGCAGAAGAUCCGAUGCCUCCACCCCUCUUAACCCAAGAAGGUUUCCCAGCAUGUUAGACGGGCAUCCGGUUGUCCAAUCCCACAAUGGACCCGCAAUCCGAAGAGAACGAUCCGGCAGGCCUACGGCUUUAUCACCUGGAUCUUUACGACUCCUACGAAGACUUGGAAAUCUUUUCGGAAGAGCCCUUCCAAAGACGGGAUCUGGCUUUGCAUGAGAACAGGAAGACGUCGUCAGCUGAGACUGCUGACGAGGCUCAAAGUGGCCUGCCGAAGGUGGCAGCAAGUCUCACAGAACGACCUGGUCUUGACAAGGGGAAGGGGACCGAAGCUGGGCAGCUAGCUGAUGUUGUCUCUAGUUCCGAGGGUCCAGCAGGGAAGGGUGGGUCACAUCCAACCAGCAAUGCAGCAAAGAACAGCCAUCCAGCAAUGGAGACGCCGCUGCCUAUGGUGUCUACUCAAAGCACACAGGAGCAAAGAACUCUUGGCCUGAACAAUGAUGCAGAUAAAUAUUGCAUCACGUGCUGCGUUCCAGUCAGAGCUCUUGAGCGAGCGGGUCACGGACAUGAGGAGCACGAGGUGAUCCCGCUGGUCUGUGUGGUUGAAACUGCAAAGGAUGAACUUCAUAAAAACUUGUCCAGAUUGGAAGAUCAGAUCACUCACCUGGAGUGUUUUUCUAGCCACUUGGAGGAAAUAUUUAUCACCGUAGAGGAGAACUUUGCCAAGCAAGAGCAGAACUUUGAGAGGCAGUACAAUGACAUGGCACAGACCCUGGAGCAAAGAUAUGAAGAAAAUUUGCAGGCUUUGGGAGAAGAAAAGAAGGAGAAGCUGGAAGUCCUGUAUGGGCAGUUGAUCAACUGCGGAGAAAACCUUGACACCUGCACAGAGCUAAUGGAAACUAUUGAGGAACUUGGCCAGCGUGAAAAUAGAGUGGAUCUGAUCAAGACUGCAUCAGCUGCGCUUCACAGAUUGGAUGAAUUUUUGAAAAAAGAUGUGGAUGUCAACCUUUUAACACCGGCAGACUUUGAAACCCGAGUCAUAGAUUCCUCUGAUGUUCAAGAACUAAUGGAUUCCUUUAGUAUAGUUCCAGCUUCUUUGCCACCUUGUGCACCGGUGAUGAACUCCCAGGAUCCCAAUUCAGCGACUGGUACCUCCGUGAAGGUGUGCUGGAGUUUCUUUUCGGAAGAGACUGUCGAAAGCUACCAGCUGUAUUACAAGCGAGUAAGCAACGAUACGUCAAAAGAAGAGCAAGCUGAAUUUAUGCUAAAUGUGAAAGAAACCUAUUGCACAGUAAUUAAUCUGGCGCCGAAUACACAGUAUGAAUUUUGGACGAGAGCCCUGAACAGAGCAGGAGCUGGUCCAGUGAGUGAAAGGGCUGUUUAUAUGACAGCCCCACUGCCUCCCGUUAUCAAAAGCAAGGAGAUUCAGAGCUGUGAACACGCAGCGUUGGUGUGCUGGCACUCUGGGAACACGAACCCCGUGGACUCCUACACGGCUGAGCUGUCCAAGCUGACCGAUGAAGAGGACAGGGAAGACGGGAAUGUCAUUAUGGAGUCCAUCGUUGGGAUUCCAAACUGCGAAGCUCUGAUCCAGCUGCAACCAAGACAGAACUACCUCCUCUCUGUGAAAGCCAUCAACAUGGGGGGUGCUAGUGAGAGGAGCAAACCUGUCUGCAUCCUCAGCACAGGCACCUCCUUUACUCUGAACGAGGAGACAGCCCACCCCUUACUAUCAGUCCUAGAAGACGGCUUGACGAUUGCAUGCCACAAAACAGAGAGUCCAAGAAGCAAUCUGUCCUUCCACGAAAAUAGUUUCACAAGGUCCAUUGCCAUCCUGGGGCAUGGGAUACCUUUUCAAGGAAAACAUUACUGGGAGGUGGACGUGGAGGAAGAGGGCGAAUACUGCGUUGGCGUGGCUUCGGAAAAUGUGUCCAGAGACAGCUAUCUGGGGACAAGCCACUCCUCCUGGUGCAUGAGACACACGCUCACUUCUUCCAGACACACCUAUGAAUUUCUCAACAAUGGGAUGUCCCCAGACAUCAGGAUCACGGUCCCGCCCCGGAGGGUCGGCCUUCUGCUCGAUUAUGGCCAAGGGACGCUGUCCUUUUUUAACACAGAUAUCGCACAGCACCUCUACACCUUUCACAGCUGCUUCCAGGAUUUUCUGUGUCCCUGUUUUGCUCUGAAAGAGCCCGGCACACUCAGGAUACGAAAUGGCAUCACCAUACCCACGUAUGCUCUCUCAUGACAGGUGCCCAGCACGUUGUGACUGAUGCAUGAUACUAUUAAGCCAAAAGCCCGCUAUUGCAGCCAUGAUCUCAUAUAAACACACUCUGGGUGCAAGCAUUGCCCCAAGCCUA
This is a messenger RNA of Hemicordylus capensis (graceful crag lizard), 2490 nucleotides long. It is a transcript of the gene FSD2, whose product is annotated as fibronectin type III and SPRY domain containing 2. Gene Ontology annotation, molecular function: protein binding. The coding region runs from base 219 to 2378 and encodes 719 amino acids. NCBI's taxonomy places the organism in Eukaryota, Metazoa, Chordata, Lepidosauria, Squamata, Cordylidae. The transcript has 13 exons. The record is from RefSeq and is a predicted model, not a curated record.